This is a messenger RNA of Triticum dicoccoides, 1277 nucleotides long. RefSeq names its product tuliposide A-converting enzyme 1, chloroplastic-like. The record is from RefSeq and is a predicted model, not a curated record. Gene Ontology annotation, molecular function: hydrolase activity. NCBI's taxonomy places the organism in Eukaryota, Viridiplantae, Streptophyta, Magnoliopsida, Poales, Poaceae. The transcript has a single exon. Bases 20 to 991 code for a protein of 323 amino acids.
AACUCCAACUGCACCAGCCAUGUCCGCCGCGCCGCCCACCGUGCCCCCGGCGGCCACGGCCGCCGACGACGAGAUCCUGUACGAGUCCAUGCCACGCCUCCGCGUCUACAGGAGCCGCGUGGAGCGCUACCUGGUCGGCUCCGAGUUCGUCGCCGUCUCCACCGACGCCGCCACCGGGGUCGCCUCCCGCGACACCGCCAUCUCCCCCAACGUCUCCGCGCGCCUCUACCUCCCCCGCCUGGACGCCGCCGACGGCACGCUCCCUGUCCUCGUCUACUACCACGGUGGCGGGUUCUGCCUCUUCUCCGCCUUCGACUCCACCUACCACGCCUACCUCAACGCCUUCGCCGCCUACGCCAACGUGCUCGUCGUCUCCGUCGAGUACCGCCUCGCACCCGAGCACCCCGUCCCCGCCGCGUACGCGGACUCGUGGGACGCGGUCGCCUGGGUCCUUUCACAGGCCGCCGCCAGCGCCGGCGCCGAGCCGGAUCCGUGGCUCGCCCGCCACGCCGACCUCUCCCUCCUCUACCUCAGCGGCGACAGCGCCGGGGCCAACAUCGCGCACCACAUAGCCAUGCGGGCGGGGGCCAGCGUCCGCGGCCUCGUCCUGGUACACCCUUACUUCCUGGGGAGCGACGAGGUGGGCUCAGACGGCCUGGACCCGGCGAUGCGGGAGCGGCUCGGGAGGCUGUGGCGCGUCGCGUGCCCGGCCGCAGCGGGAGAGGACGACCCGCUCAUCAACCCGCUCGCGGACGGCGCGCCGGGCCUCGAGGCCCUGGCUUGCGGGCGCGUCCUCGUGUGCGUCGCCGGGGCGGACGUGCUCCGCGACCGCGGCCGCGCCUACUACGACCGGCUCGUGAACAGCGGGUGGCGUGGCCAGGCGGAGAUGUGGCAGGCGCCGGGCAAGGGGCACAGGUUCCACCUGCUGGAGCCGGGCUGCGACGAGGCCGCCGCGCAGGACAGGGCCAUCAGCGGCUUCCUCAACCGCUGACUCGCCGGCCACGAGCUCGACAUCGCCGGAAGAGGAAGAAGAGUCAACUGUGUAGCUUCAUCCCCGCAAAAUAAAAAUAAAAAACUGUAACUUCACCGUAUAGUCUGGAAAUAACUGUAGCUUCGUCACCGAGGAAUACUGCUUCGUCUACACUAGCACCACGCUUUGUCGCGUUUUUUUUUACAAGGCAAAAACUUUAUUUCUCAAAUAAUAGCGAGAUCGGAGGUGAUUUAUCAAAUGAUGAGAAAUAAAGUCCGGGAUAGCAUCUUCCCAGAACAUUUGAAUA